Messenger RNA from Rotaria sp. Silwood1, 5064 nucleotides. Lineage: Eukaryota; Metazoa; Rotifera; Eurotatoria; Philodinida; Philodinidae. The record is from the annotation of a GenBank genome assembly.
AUGGAUAAUCCUUCGAAAAACCAAGCAUCAGGAUCAGAUGAUCGCUUUCUUGGCGAAUCAAUGUUACGUCGGAUAACAAAUUUUGGUCUUGAACGAAAUCCAAAUCAAACAAAACAUUGGAUGCCAGAUAGUGCGGGCAAAGAAUGUUAUGAUUGUCAAGAAAAAUUUACACCAUUUCGUCGACGUCAUCAUUGUCGUAUAUGUGGUCUUCUAUUUUGUAAUCGAUGUUGUUCAUAUGAACCUCAAGCCAAAUUAGCUGGAUAUAGUGAAUCAAAUAUUCGUCUAUGUUCAUAUUGUUCAUCAACAUUACUUAAAUUACCAAAACCAAAUUCAAUGUCAUCGACAACAACACCAACAUCAUCUUCGUCAUCAUCAUCAAAUCAACAAUAUCUUUUAUCAAUAGCACAAAUUGAUCAAGAACAACAACAACAAUUACAAACAUAUUCUCAAGAUAUAAAUGCAUCUGAUAAUGCAUUUAAUGCUGAUCAUUUUUCUUUAUCAAAAUCUUCAAGUGAUCCAUUAUUAUUACAUGUUGUUAAUGAACAAACAUCUAAUUCUACUGAACAAAAUUUAACAAAUUCUGAAAUAAGUCAAAAAAAUUCUCAACAACAAUCACAACAACGAACAAAUACAAAUUUUAAUUUAAAAUCUUUAUUUAAUGAAAUAUUUCGUACAUCACAAGGUUUACAAAUGCAAAAACAACGUUAUCGUUUAAGAACAAUUGAAUGUGUACCUGGAAAAGAUAUUGUUGAUUGGUUAAUUAAAAAUCAACGUGCUUCAAUAUUAUCGGAAGCUAAAUUAUUAUGUCAAUGUUUUAUUAAUGAAUUAUAUUUAGAACCUGUUGCUUUACCACAAACAUCAUUUAUUGAAUUUAAACCUGAUCAAACGCUAUAUAAAUUAGGAAAACGUGGAUUAGAACGUGAUUUACCAAUAGAAUCAAGUCUAUUUCGAAGUGGUAGUACAGCAUCAACAACUUCUAAUGAAUCAAAUAGUAUUGAUAUAUUUCAACAAAAAUUGGCUAAAACAACAGGUGUUGUAAUUGGUACUGAUCUUAAUUAUGUACAAUUUAAUGCACAAGUAGCAAAUACACCACAAGAGGAUACAAUAUCUAUAAAUAGUAAAAAAGAAGGAAGUGAUUUUAAUAUGCCAACAGAUGGAAAUGAACAAGUUGAUGAAAUCGAUGGAUAUUCUACAAUGAAACAAUCUUCACCAUCAGAUUCUAUAUCAUCAUUAUAUAAUGAAUAUGAAGAAUUAUUACUUAAACAAAUUCUUAUUCAAUUUUAUGUUGAUCAAGAAUGGUUUCCAAUAAUAUUAAAUAUAUGUCGAACAUUACCAAAAAUAGUUCGUGUAACAUCUAUAAAUAAUGAUUCAACACCAAAUAAUGAUAUAAGACGUAAUGUUAAAUUUAAAAAAUUACCUGGUGGUCUUAAAACUGAAACAGAAAUAAUAAAUGGUUGUGUAUUUACAAAAAAUGUUAUACAUCGUAGUAUGCCAUCUAAAAUUGAUCAACCACGUGUUUUAUUACUUAAAUCCCAAAUUGAAUAUCAACGUAGUGAUGAUCAUCGUUUAACAACACUUGAACCUGUACUUAAUCAAGAACAACAUUAUCUUUAUUCAUGUGUUGAUAAAAUUAAUUCACAUUUUAAACCUGAUAUACUUGUUGUUGAAAAAACUGUAAGCAGAUUAGCACAAGAUUUUAUUAUAUCAAAUGGUCUUGUAUUAAUAUAUAAUGUAAAAGAAAGUAUAAUGCAACGUUUAUCAAAAUGUUUAUGUACAACAAUAAUGACAUCAAUUGAUAGUCGUUUACCAUCAAAUAUUCAAACACCAUUAGGUCAUUGUGAAUAUUUUCAAAUAAAAGAAUAUGAAUUAAAUAAUAGUUAUAAAAAACGUUUAAUGUUUUUUGCUGGUUGUCCACCUGAAUAUGGUUGUACUGUAUUAAUACGUGGUGGUACAUUACAACAAUUAAAAGUUGUUAAAUCUAUUAUGCGUUUAUUUUUACUUAUAACAUAUAGUACACAAUUAGAACAAGCAUAUUUAAAUGAUUGUUAUGGACAAAUAACGAAUAAUUAUAAUGAUUAUUUAUUAUUAAUAAAACAAUUUGAUUUAGAACAAUAUAUUGAUAAAAUUGUAACAAAUAAACAAUCAAUUAUUGAUUUAAUAACAAAUGGUCUUCUUUUAUCAACAUCACCAUAUGUUAAAUAUAAUAUUCCAUAUAUUUUAAAAUGUACAAAUCAACAAUAUGUACCUAGUGAAUUACUUUAUCAAAAUAUAUAUAAUAAUAAAUAUCAACAAAAACGAGAAAAUAAUAAUAAUUCAAUUGAUGAAGAUAAACAAAUAAAAGAUACAAAUACAUAUAGUUGGUUUUAUAAUUCACCAUAUAAUAAUGAAAUUAUUCAUGUUCAUGAUAAACAUAAAUUUAUUAAAGAUAAUACUAUUUUACCUGGUAUUGAUCAAAAUUCAAAAGCUGUAUAUGCUCAUUAUCGAGCAUCAGGUGGUCGAUGUCAGUUUCGCCGUCGUCGUUGGUAUGAUUGGUUAACUCUAUAUCAACAACAACAACCUCGUGAUCAACCAUUAGAAACAAUAUUUGCACCAUAUCUUGAUUUACGUCUUCAUUUACAAAUUGCAAUAUUAUAUAGUGCACAUUGUACUGUUCAAAAUAAAUUACUUAAUUGUCGACAACCUGAAAUUCUUGAAAUGCCAGCAUAUUCAAUUCAAGAUACAACAUUAGGUUCAUUUCUAGAACAACAUUGUUUUUCAACAAAUGAUGCACCAUGUAAAACAUGUCAACAACCAUUACAAGAUCAUGUUCGACAAAUUGUACAUGGUGAAAUGAAAUUAGUUAUUCGUAUUAAACAUGUUGAUAAAACAACAUCAAAUUUACAAAAACUUUCAAAAUCAAAUGGUAUUUAUAUGUGGAGUUAUUGUGAACAUUGUCGAGAAUCAUCAGCAAAACGUUUAAUGUCAGCUAAUACAUGGUCAUUAUCAUUUACAAAAUUUCUUGAAUUAUUAUUUCAUCUUGAAUCAUUUUCUGUAUCAUCAACACGUCCAUGUCAACAUCAUUUAUUUCGUGAUCAUUAUCAUUAUUUUCAUUCUCAACAAUUUAUAGCAUCAUUUCGUUUAUUUAAAAUAAAAUUAAAAGAAUUUUAUUUACCAAAAUCAAAUCUAAUACUUAAACCAUUUGUUUAUGAACGUGAUUAUUAUAUUGAAUUAACAAAAAGUUUAUCUGUUAAUGGUUAUAAUAUAUUUUCAACAAUAGUUGAACGUUUAAUUGAAUUUAAAAAUUUAACUUUAAUACCUGAUUCUUUUAUAUCAAAAAUUGAUCAAUAUUUAGCACAAGAAAGAUUAGAACAACAAACAUUUCGUUCAUUAAUGGAUGAAAUUCAAUUAAAAAUGACUGCUGGAAAUGGUGGUGAACAAAAACGACAAUUAGAUGCAUCUAGUUAUGUUAUUAUUGAUGAUCAAAUAGUUGAAGCAAAAAAAUUCAUAACAAAAAUUGUUCAUAAUUGGAAUACAACACUUAAUGAACUUGUACAAACAAUAAAAAAAUAUGAAAAACAACAACGUGAAGCAUCAAAAAAAGUAUCCAUUAAAGCACUACCAUCAGGUGAAUCAACUAAUGAAACAAUAAAUUCUAUUCAAAAUGAAUCCGAUAUAUCAAGUAUAGCUGAAUCAUUAUCUAUAUCCUCAACACAACAAUCAACAAUAGUUGAUAAUGAUGAAAAUAAUAUUGACAAUGGACCAAAAAUCAUAUCAUCCAAUGAUGAUGAACCAUCUAAACGUAGUGGUGUAUUGAAAUUUUUUUCAACAUUUUUAGCAACUUCAGAAACUGAUUUUAUGCCAUUAAAAUCUCCAUUUAAUGAUGAUGAACAUUUACAAUUAUCUGGUAAAUAUACCGUUAAUCAUCGUGAAUUAAGUUCAAUAAUUGCACAUGCAUUAUCAAUGUCUGAAUAUGAACAACGUUUAAAUGAAGAAAUUUUAUUAAUAAAUGAAACAAAUCAAGAACAAAAAUCUAAUGAUAUACAACAACAAAAUGAUGAUAAUGAUAAUAAUAGUUUAUUAGAGGAUCAUCAACAUAUUGAAUUACAUUUUCAUGAUUCAUCAACAAAAUUUGUUGUUAAAAUUUUUUAUGCAGCUAAAUUUCAUUUAUUACGUCAAAUUAUAUUUUCAAAUAAUGAUCAAACAUCAUAUAUACGUUCAUUAUCACAUUGUAAAAAAUGGCAACCACGUGGUGGAAAAUCAAAAUCUGAAUUUUGGCAAACAAAUGAUGAUUAUUUUGUAUUAAAAGAUCUUAAUCAAAAAGAAUCAUCAUCAUUUUCAACAUUUGCACCAUCAUAUAUUGAUUAUAUGACAGAUUCAAUAAAAUAUAAUCAUCCAACAACAUUAACAAAAAUUCUUGGUAUUUAUCAUAUACAAUAUCGUCAUAAUUCAACAGGAGAAAAUUUUAAACGUGAUAUAUUAGUUUUAGAAAAUUUAUUAAAUAAUCAAAAUUCAACAAUACCACCAAUUAUAUAUGAUUUAAAAGGUUCAAUGAGAAAUCGUUUAGUUGUUGUUGAUGAUACACAAACAAAUGCUGUUUUAUUAGAUGAAAAUUUUUUAACACAAACACAAGAAAAUCCAUUUUAUGUACGUUUACAUACAAAAUGGACAUUAAUGAAAGCAUUAUAUACUGAUACACAAUUUUUAGCUAAACAUGGUAUUGUUGAUUAUUCAUUAUUACUUUCAUGUCAUAAUAAUAAUAAUAAUAAUAAUAAUGCUAAUACUAAUACUAAUAAUGAUGAUGAACAACAAUCAAUUGUUUUUGUCGGUAUUAUUGAUUAUAUAAGAACAUAUACAUGGGAUAAAAAAAUUGAAACAAUUGUUAAAUCAAUGAGUAGUGUAGGACAAUCACCGACAGUUAUAUCGCCUGAACAUUAUAGAACAAGAUUUUUACGUCGAAUGGAUCAAUAUUUUCCUGUUGUACCUGAUGAAUGGCAUGCAUAUGAAAAAAAAUAUUUAGAUAUAUCAGCAUUUCCAACUGAAACUAUGACAGCUAAUUUAACUAAUAAUGAUUUACCAAAUCAAUAG